Molecule: messenger RNA, 504 nt
Organism: Merops nubicus (carmine bee-eater)
Lineage: Eukaryota; Metazoa; Chordata; Aves; Coraciiformes; Meropidae
Gene: TNFRSF17
Product: tumor necrosis factor receptor superfamily, member 17
Exons: 3
Coding region: 1-504 (167 amino acids)
Biological process (GO): tumor necrosis factor-mediated signaling pathway
Molecular function (GO): signaling receptor activity
Source: RefSeq, a predicted model, not a curated record
AUGGCACAGUGCCCCAAAAACGAAUACUUUGAUAAUUUGCUGCUCUCUUGUACACCUUGUCAUCUUCGAUGUUCUAGCACACCACCGCCUUCAUGUGAAAACUACUGUGAGAAGCGUGCUGAUUCCGGUGGAGUUCUUUGGAUUUGUUUGGGCUUAGGAGUAAUUUUAAUGCUCACUCUGUUCAUCUUAAUGGUCUUAUUUAAAUGGAAGCACCUAAAGCAACUAAAAGAAAAACUGAAAAACACAGACUCUUCUGUGGUGCCAAAUAAUAUUCUCAAGGCUAAUGCUGAAAGCAGUGUGAAUACAGAAGGAAUUAGACAUUCACUUCAAAGUGAAACAUUGAUGUAUUCAGUGGAAGAGUGCACUUGCAGUGACUGUGGCUUGGGAAAACCUCAGACUGUCUGUGAAACUUCAUUUCCAUUACCAGCUACAGAAGAAGGAGCUACUGCUCUAGUUACCACAAAAUCGUUUGAUUAUUGCAACUAUAUUCUGGGUGCUGGGUGA